CAACGACAAUAGCAAAUUAAAAUGGCUCCAAAGAUCGCUAUCAUCUACUACUCAACCUACGGUCACUUAUAUGCGGCUGCCCAAGAGGUGCAAAAGGGUGUCCAAUCUGCCGGUGGAAGUGCCGACCUCUACCAAAUCAAAGAAACCUUACCAGAAGAAGUGUUGAAAGCCAUGCACGCUCCACCAAAGUCCGACGUACCACUUGCGUCUGUGGACACCUUGAAGGAAUACGAUGCGUUCUUGUUUGGAAUUCCCACCAGAUACGGUAAUGUUCCUGCCCAAUGGAAGGCUUUCUGGGACCAAACCGGUGGUUUAUGGGCAGCUGGUGCCUUGUACGGUAAGCCAUUUGGAGUGUUUGUUUCCACUGGAGGUCUUGGUGGAGGGCAAGAGGCCACUAUAAUCAACUCGUUGUCUUCGUUUAUUCACCACGGUAUGGUCUAUGUGCCUUUGGGAUACGGUGAAGCCUUCCCACUUUUAACCAAUUUGACCGAGGUUCAUGGCGGCUCCCCAUGGGGUUCUGGUUUGCUUGCUGGAGGCGACGGUUCCAGAAAGGCCAGUGAGUUGGAGAACAAGGUUUUCAACAUCCAUGGAAAGACUUUCUACAAGACUGUUGAGAAGUUUUAGAUUUAAAAACCUAUGCUACAACUGGAUAUGCUUUAUGGCUUGUGUAUGUUUCAAGUAGAUGUGCUUAUUACAAAACUAUGGUUUGAGACAUGUAUUGUAUUUGUGAGCCUAUGUGCUAUAUCGCUUCUUGCACGUUACAUUCAUUUUCUGUAUUGCUGCGUAUAUCUGAUUUCUAAUGUACUUCUAUCUACAUCUCGUUUUCUGAUGUAUUCAUAU
Molecule: messenger RNA, 840 nt
Organism: Yamadazyma tenuis ATCC 10573
Lineage: Eukaryota; Fungi; Ascomycota; Pichiomycetes; Serinales; Debaryomycetaceae
Product: flavodoxin-like fold protein
Cellular component (GO): membrane
Molecular function (GO): NAD(P)H dehydrogenase (quinone) activity; FMN binding
Source: RefSeq, a predicted model, not a curated record